AUGUGUAAUUUAUUGUGAACUGUAACGGACGUGACGUCAGCUGUCAUGCCCUGCCGCCAGCCAAGCCGCCAAGCCAUAUUAACACGCCCCCUUCCGCCACAGCCACCGCCACCGCCGCCAGCCAAAGCCAACGAAGGGGGGAUAGUGUUAAUAAAACAAGCCGUGCCAGCCAUUUCUACCUACUUUUCUGCAUUCUUGCACAAAUAAAAGAACUUGUCGUUACGCUGCUGGUUUUUAUUGUCACAUCAUUUGCAACAAUCAGAAGUGGCAUAAAGAAAUGAAACAACGUCAUAUACACGCUCAGAUCUCUCGGUCUUCUGACAAGUUUGAAGAAGAUGAAGCUCCUAUUCCACUGGCGAGGAAGGUGUUGAAAAAUUGCUUCAGAAGGAAGUCCACAAGGCGAUACUUGAGCUACAGGAUGAAGAACCUGGAACAAUCAAAUCAAAGGGACUUCGACGUCGUCGGACCAAGAGCGCCUGCCGCCCUAUCCUUCCAUCAUUCUGGUUCACGUGAAGGGAAACUAGAAGAGCAGCAACGUGGUUACUCCACUGCAGCACUACGAGCUUCACGGCGCUUCAUGAGAUUCACGGCUACGAGCUUCCUUCUCCCUGCCUGCGACGCUGCUGCGCGGCGAAGACAGCUACAUCAGUCAUCAACGUGGGCUCGGAGACCAUCAUGUGGCCGCCGGGCGAGGUCCUGCCGUGGGCUAACAGCUGCGAGGAGCCACAGCCAAACAGCCAGGAUGGCCGAAUGUAACGGACGUGACGUCAGCUGUCAUGCCCUGCCGCCAGCCAAGCCGCCAAGCCAUAUUAACACGCCCCCUUCCGCCACAGCCACCGCCACCGCCGCCAGCCAAAGCCAACGAAGGGGGGAUAGUGUUAAUAAAACAAGCCGUGCCAGCCAUUUCUACCUACUUUUCUGCAUUCUUGCACAAAUAAAAGAACUUGUCGUUACGCUGCUGGUUUUUAUUGUCACAUCAUUUGCAACAGAACAAAUAUUUUUUGUAAAUACCCGAAAAGCUACUCUUACAAAUCAUAAACCGUAAUAUAAGUUACCGUUGUGGUUCGUAAACUUGAAGUAAUACUAAAUUAUUAAAAAAAAACAUAUAAAUUCGUUUUUCCGCUUUCUAACUUUCCCGCUUUCCAGCCAAUAUUUAUAUAUCCAUGUUCAACAUUAUCAAUGAAAAAGUAUUGAAAUAUGGUAGACAGAAUGUCAUCAAAAAAUUCAUACAGAAACGUUCUUAAAAAUUCACGAUCCUUGGACAACGUAGACAUAGGUAACCUUAAUUCAAAUUGACCAGUACGUUAAAACGACAAUUUCAUAUCACAACUCCUUAUUAAUAUUAGUGCAAAAACAACAACAUCCCUAUCCAACCAGAGC
Bombyx mori (domestic silkworm) is the source of this 1380-nucleotide messenger RNA. RefSeq lists its product as uncharacterized. NCBI's taxonomy places the organism in Eukaryota, Metazoa, Arthropoda, Insecta, Lepidoptera, Bombycidae. The coding region runs from base 278 to 1045 and encodes 255 amino acids. The transcript has 2 exons. The record is from RefSeq and is a predicted model, not a curated record.